CAUUGAUCAGCUGUGUCCGUCAUGAUAAAUGGAGCCGGAAGCAACAUCACUAGAAACCAGUGGACAUGUGCAGGAAGCCGGCGGUGCGUUAUGGUGUGGACGUGAAACACCGAGGACAAAUCUAGCUGUUCCCCAAUGCUGACAUGAUAUCCCCAGUCUCUCUGAACAAACUUCAAUUCGGUCUGUAAAGGUCUACCUACGCCCCUCUACACACUACUCAACCAACCAGCCCAAAUCUACACCUCAAACCCAAGAUGGCUACUAGACAAAAAGCCCUGAUGGUUGCAGUGGUCACCCUGUUGGGCGCCACCUUGGGAGGCCUGUUAUUAUGGCGACAACCAACCCUGAGGACACAGAAGAAGAAGCAAUGUCUAGCUCAGGGUCAGAUAGGGGUCAGCACUGGUCCCGUACCAGUGGAACAGCUGGGUCCUGUGGUUGUGGAGCCAGUCCAGACCCAGCUAACCCUUGGUCAGAGCCUGGGCCUCCUGUCUGUUUCACUGCCCCCUGCUGACCAGGUCUUGGCAGUGCAGCCUGUGAUGGUGAGCUCUGAGGAGGGUUGGGAGCAGCUGUGGCCGUCGCUGCAAAAGGAGCUAUCUGUCUACCCCGUCCUCGGCCUGGACUGCGAAUGGGUGUCAGUGAAGGGUAAGGCGUCGGCGGUCUCCCUCCUCCAGAUGAGUUCCUACUCUGGCCUGUGUGUGUUGGUGAGGCUACAGCUGUUCCGAGGUAGCCAGCAGGACCUUCCCCUCAGCUUGAAGGAGGUCCUCAGGGACCCCCAUGUCCUGAAGGUGGGCGUGGGCUGUUAUGAAGACGGGACACGUCUGACCCGAGACUACGGCCUGGCUCUGGGUUGUACCGUGGACCUGCGAUAUCUCGCACUACGACAAAGGAAGGUAGUGUUGAACAAUGGUUUGAGCCUCAAGUCUCUGGCUGCCGACCUGCUCAAUGUGUCUCUGGAUAAAUCCAUGGCGCUUCGAUGCAGUAACUGGGAGGCUGACCAGCUGACCCUAGAACAGAUGACUUACGCAGCCCUGGAUGCCCAGGUAUCCAUCGCCCUGUUCUUCCACCUGCUGGGCCUCUACUCAGACACCACGCCCUCACCUGACAGUGGGAGUGGCUAUACCCAGCUGGCCAAUCGCUGCCAGGGCCUGAUAGACACACCCUUCAGGGAGAGGGGUGAGGGGGAGGAUGGUGAGAGGAGACGGAAGAGUAAGAAGCUCCGGCAGCCUACUUUGGAAAGCUCAGAGAUUGGUGACCAGCAAGUACCAGACCCCAGAAAGAACAACAAGAGGAAACCGCUUGGUGUGGGUUACUCUGCUAGGAAGUCCCCUCUUUACGACAACUGCUUCCUCCAUGCCCCGGACGGACAACCCCUCUGUACCUGCGACAAGAGGAAGGCCCAGUGGUACCUGGAUAAAGAACUAGGAGUGUUGCAGAGUGACGAGCCCUUCAUCGUGCGUCUGUUGUUUGAGCCGUCGGGACGUCCAGAGUCCCAGCAGGACUACUACCUGACUGCCAAGAAGAACAUGUGUGUGGUGUGUGGCAAGAACGAGUCUUAUAUCAGGAAGAACAUCGUUCCUCACGAGUACAGACAACACUUCCCCAUGGAGAUGAAGGACCACAACUCCCAUGACGUCUUGCUGCUGUGCACUUCCUGUCACGCAGCCUCCACCGUGCACGACGGCUUCCUGAAGCAGCAGCUGGCUGAUGAGCAUGGCGCGCCCCAGGGGUGUGAGGAGGGCGUGCGCCUCCUGGAGGACUCUGACCGCAGGAGGGUUCGUUCUGCAGCCCGAGCCCUGCUCACCGUGGGGGAGGGGCUUCCAGAGGUCAGGAGAGAUGAGCUGCAGAAGGUCAUAAAGUGCUUCUUCAACGACAUGGAGCUGAGUCCCGAGACACUUCAGAGGGCUGCAGACCUGGAGACGAGGAUCUUCAAUGAGAGCUACGUUCCCCACGGGCUGAAGGUGGUGAAGGUGAAGGCCGAGCAGGGCCUGAAGGGAUUAAUGGUGCUGGAGAGCCGCUGGAGACAACACUUCCUGUCUACCAUGACACCUCGCUACCUUCCUCCUCACUGGUCUGUCAGCCACAACCACGACAAGUUACUACGCAAGUACGGAGAUGACCUUCUCAUCCAGCUUAACUGACCUACAGUCACCACUGUCUGGUUCCCCAUCAGCUGUUGCAGCAGCCUCUACCUGGGGUCCAGCCAGCCUCUACCUGGGGUCCAGCCAGCCUCUACCUGGGGUCCAGCCAGCCUCUACCUGGGGUCCAGCCUCUACCUGGGGAUUACACAGUAGCCCAGAGAUCAGACUAAUGCCUACAGGUGAAGGGUUGGAUUCUGUGUGUUCAGUGCCUGCGAUCCUCCUCAGUCUACUGUUGGCUGGACGAGGACAUCUGUUGCUCUGAUUGUGGUGCCUUACAUGUUAAAUGCCAGACAGAGCCUGUGCUAGUGGGCCCAGCAGGAUGUAUUGGACCCCUUUACUGACACAUUGGCACCCUGCUCUUUUAAAUAGUGUCGGACAUUUUGACCAGGACCCAGAAGGUGCCAUUUUGAGAUCCUGAGAGAGACUGGCCUUGUUUUUUCUGACCGAGGGAAAAUAAUUCAGUGUCAAGAACACUGUCUGAAGAUGGUGGUGCAGAAUUCAUGAUGAAAUCCUAUUGAAUAUAGGAUCUUCACGAUACCAGUAUCCCGAUACACUGAGAUAUCGUGGCAAGGAAACGAAACAUGAAGCUGAAUUUCCUGAUGGGGGGGAAACAGUCCUAAUGUUGUCAACCAGAAUCACGUGUUUAUUUUCCUACAACAGACAAUAUUUUACUUCCAGUAGAUUUUAAUGACCGAAAGAGUUCAGUCUGCUUUGUGUUUUCCUUGUUGCCAUGGAAAACCAGGUUUUCGUGACGACCCUGCUAUGGUUUGGUUUCCCUGAUUUUUAUUUUAUUUUAUUUUUUUUUUAUUUUUUUUUAAACUAGUCCUAGCCAGGAAUACCAUAGGAGACUAGACUUCAUCUAGGGCCAAGAAACAGGCCCUAUACAGGGCAUUUGGGAACGUAUUCAGACCCCUUGAUUUUUACCACAUUUUGUUACGUUACAGCCUUAUUCUAAAAAUGGAUUAAAUGUUUUCUUUUUCUUCUCAUCAAUCUACACAAUAGCCAUAUGAUGUUGACAUCGAUUUAGGAAGCACCUCGCACAUCUGAUUCAGUUGUACAACUGACUAGGUAUCUCUCCCCCCACUAACUAAUCCAUUUUAGAAUAAGGCUGUAACGUAACAAAAUGUGGACAAAGUCAAGGGGUCUGAAUACUUUCCAGUUUCAGAAAAUCAUGUAUUUUAGACUAGGCUGAAACCUGCUUUUAGUUAUCAUUAAAUAUGAGUCAUAAUUUCCCCUGCAGGUUUUCAGUCCUAAAGAUGGGCAUUUGUGAGCGUGCAGAAAUCAAGUUUGCUUGGCAAAGGUAGCUUACAUUUUUUUUUUUUUUAACACGACAGAGCACCUCAUCUUUGUCUUCUUUAAAUGGAUCAGACCAAGCUAUAUAUUCAAUAACUGAUCAGCCGUUAUGAAUUGAUGCCAAAUGACGACCAGCCAUUGAAUGUGUCUGAAAUGGCUCUACGUUGCCUUCAGAGUAUUCACACCCCUGUUUCCACAUUCUGUUACGGCCUGAUUUUUAAAAAUGAUUACGUUUUUAGAUUUUUUUUAUUUUGUCACUGACCU
This is a messenger RNA of Salvelinus namaycush (lake trout), 3695 nucleotides long. RefSeq names its product exonuclease 3'-5' domain-containing protein 2-like. The transcript is spliced from 11 exons. The record is from RefSeq and is a predicted model, not a curated record. NCBI's taxonomy places the organism in Eukaryota, Metazoa, Chordata, Actinopteri, Salmoniformes, Salmonidae. Gene Ontology annotation, biological process: nucleobase-containing compound metabolic process. Gene Ontology annotation, cellular component: cytoplasm; nucleus. Gene Ontology annotation, molecular function: 3'-5' exonuclease activity; nucleic acid binding. The coding region runs from base 255 to 2138 and encodes 627 amino acids.